AUGUUUGAAGGGAUGGAGGGGAUGAGCUACGGCGGAGGUGCUGCUGGGGCUGGGGCUGGGGCGGCGGCGCUGUCGCGGGAUCCAAAGCAGCGGUUGCGGUGGACGCCGGACCUCCACGACCGCUUCGUGCACGCCGUCGCCAGGCUCGGCGGCCCCGACAAAGCGACGCCAAAGGGAGUGCUCAGGCUGAUGGCCAUGAAAGGCCUCACUCUGUACCACCUGAAAAGCCACCUUCAGAAAUACAGGCUGGGAAAGCACACCAAGAAAUCCACAGACCUGGAAUUAGCCAACAAUGGAGAGUUUACCUCGCAAGACAUCAGCUUCCAAAUCGGUGCGCCUCUGGUUGUUCCUGCUGGACGCGACACCGCAAGAGAAAUGCCGCUUGAGGAUACCCUCAGGUAUCAAAUUCAGGUCCAAAGAGAACUGUGCGAACAACUUGAGGUGCAGAAGAAGCUACAGAUGCGAAUAGAGGCCCAAGGGAGGUAUUUAAAGGAAAUACUAGAGAAAGCUCAGGAAAACAUUUCCUUUGAUGCAAAUGGAUCUGCUGGCCUAGAAAAUACCAGAUCACAGCUCACGGAUUUCAACCUAGCUCUUCCGGGUCUCACGAAGAAUGGAAGACAGGUGUAUGAAGAAAGCGGUGAACAGUUGGUGAAAGAUAUGUCUGAUGACAAUCUUCAUGAUAAUAACUUGGAUUUUCAGCUCUACCGUGUACGAAGUCAGGAGGCUAAGAGUGUCAAAUGCACCCCGAAAACUGAGGACCUGCUCUUAUUAGACUUGAAUAUAAAAGGAGGAUAUGACCUGUCUUCGAGAGGAAUGCAAGGUGCUUAG
Molecule: messenger RNA, 828 nt
Organism: Triticum turgidum subsp. durum (durum wheat)
Lineage: Eukaryota; Viridiplantae; Streptophyta; Magnoliopsida; Poales; Poaceae
Source: the annotation of a GenBank genome assembly